Molecule: messenger RNA, 1152 nt
Organism: Linnemannia hyalina
Lineage: Eukaryota; Fungi; Mortierellomycota; Mortierellomycetes; Mortierellales; Mortierellaceae
Source: the annotation of a GenBank genome assembly
AUGCAUUCCAACUGGGACGAGAUUGUCGAUAACUUCGACAACAUGAACCUCUCCCCCGAGUUGCUCCGUGGUAUCUAUGCCUAUGGUUUCGAGCGCCCCUCGACCAUUCAGCAGCGUGCCAUUCUCCCCGUUAUCAAGGGACAUGAUGUCAUUGCUCAGGCCCAGUCCGGUACCGGAAAGACCGCCACCUUCUCGAUCUCUGCUCUCCAGAAGUUGGAUCUCUCCAACCCCCAGUGCCAGGCCCUCAUCCUCGCCCCUACCCGCGAGUUGGCCCAGCAGAUCCAGAAGGUCGUCAUUGCCCUCGGUGACUUCAUGAAGGUUCAGUGCCACGCCUGCAUUGGUGGUACCAACGUCCGUGAGGACAUGAAGACUCUCGAGGCUGGUGCCCAGGUCGUCGUCGGAACCCCCGGUCGUGUCUUCGAUAUGAUCAACCGUGGUGCCCUCAAGACCGACCACAUGAAGAUGUUCAUCCUCGAUGAGGCCGAUGAGAUGUUGUCCCGCGGUUUCAAGGACCAGAUCUACGAUGUCUUCCAGCGUCUUCCCCCAUCCACCCAGGUUGUCCUCCUGUCCGCCACCAUGCCCGCUGAGGUUAUGGAGGUUACCACCAAGUUCAUGCGCGACCCCAUCCGCAUUUUGGUCAAGAAGGACGAGCUCACCCUCGAGGGUAUCAAGCAGUUCUACGUCGCCGUUGAGAAGGAGGAGUGGAAGCUCGACACCUUGUGCGAUCUCUACGAGACCGUCACCAUCACCCAGGCCGUUAUCUUCUGCAACACCCGCAGAAAGGUCGACUGGUUGACCGAGAAGCUCACUGCCCGCGAGUUCACUGUCUCUGCCAUGCACGGAGAUAUGGAGCAGGGUCAGCGUGAGGUCAUCAUGAAGGAGUUCCGCUCUGGAUCUUCCCGUGUCUUGAUCGCCACCGACUUGUUGGCCCGUGGUAUCGAUGUCCAGCAGGUUUCCUUGGUCAUCAACUACGAUCUCCCCUCCAACAAGGAGAACUACAUUCAUCGUAUCGGUCGUGGUGGUCGUUUCGGUCGUAAGGGUGUUGCCAUCAACUUCGUCACCGCCGACGACACCCGCAUGCUCCGCGAGAUUGAGCAGUUCUACUCUACUCAGAUCCUCGAGAUGCCCAUGAACGUUGCUGACCUCAUCUAA